UGUAGUUGAAUGAGGACUUCCGACUUCAAGAAUGUUACAGUGAAUUUUAGGAGUGUCAACAAAAGGAUAUACACAUAAGUACACAGGAAAAUCUAGCACAAUGUGAGAUGACACAACAUAACGGUAAACACGAGGAGACCAACAACAUCAUGGUGGUCAAAAAUAUCAGAGAUCCAACGGCACGCCGUGUUGGCCGUGCUAAGGUGACCCAUGCCGUCGUUGUAAUUUUUUUAGAAUUCUUUGCCUGGGGCCUGCUAACAACCCCUAUGCUGACAGUCCUGCAUGAGACUUUUCCUCAACACACAUUUCUCAUGAAUGGUCUCAUUCAAGGAGUAAAGGGCCUGCUGUCGUUUAUGAGCGCCCCUCUGAUCGGUGCCUUGUCAGAUGUUUGGGGCAGGAAGUCCUUCCUCCUGCUGACAGUGUUCUUCACCUGCGCCCCCAUUCCCUUAAUGAGGAUUAGCCCAUGGUGGUAUUUUGCCAUGAUAUCAGUAUCUGGGGUGUUUGCUGUCACUUUCUCUGUCAUAUUUGCAUAUGUAGCAGAUAUUACAGAAGAGCAUGAAAGAAGCACUGCAUAUGGGUUGGUGUCAGCAACCUUUGCUGCAAGCUUAGUUACCAGCCCGGCCAUCGGAGCUUACCUUUCAAGCAUAUAUGGGGACAGCUUGGUCGUGUUGGUGGCUACCAUUAUAGCUGUGGCGGAUAUUUGUUUUGUACUGUUUGUCGUGCCAGAGUCUUUACCAGACAAAAUGAGAUUAAGUUCCUGGGGAUUCCCUAUUACCUGGGAACAAGCCGAUCCCUUUGCUUCUCUAAGAAAAGUGGGCAAAGAUACGACAGUGUUGCUCAUCUGUGUGACAGUGUUUCUUUCCUACCUACCUGAGGCAGGGCAGUACUCCAGCUUUUUCCUCUACCUACGACAGGUCAUUAACUUCUCACCAGCAGCAAUUGCAGCAUUUAUAGCAAUGGUUGGAAUCCUUUCUAUCCUAGCACAGACUUUGUUCCUCAGCCUUUUAAUGAGAACAAUAGGAAAUAAGAACACAGUUUUACUUGGGCUUGGAUUUCAGCUGUUCCAGCUGGCCUGGUAUGGCUUUGGAUCAGAGCCAUGGAUGAUGUGGGCGGCAGGCACAGUGGCCGCUAUGUCCAGUAUCACCUUCCCCGCGGUCAGUGCCCUGGUGUCUCACUGCACAGAUCACGGACAGCAGGGAGCUGUCCAGGGAAUGAUCACGGGGAUUCGAGGCUUGUGCAAUGGGCUGGGCCCGGCUUUUUUCGGCUUCAUAUUCUUUCUUUUCAAUGUGGAGCUGAAUGAGAUUGACCUGGUGGGGAGUGGCCAGAACGCAGAUUCAGCUAGUGAGGUAGGGAAACGUAAAUCCGUCAUUCCUGGGCCGCCGUUCCUUUUCGGAGCUUGCUCGGUGGUGCUGGCGCUGAUAGUGGCCGUUUUUAUCCCAGAGCAUCACAACCUUGCGGUGAAGACCUGCACCAUGCAAACCAUGAGUACAACAGUCAGUGGAGGGCAGUGUGACAACUCCACCCCUGGCAGCGACGAAGAUGUUGAGCCACUGCUGCAAGACAGCAGCAUGUAAUAUGCUCUGCUGGACAGGUAGCUCUGAAACGACAUUAGAGACCUCAGAAACGGAGAAGCGACCAGUAAUUUUACUCUUACCCUAGUUGAGAGAAAGGAUGAGGACCGGGUUUGCGAUGUCAUUAAACCGUUGAUUCUUUUAUAAGGCUUUAGCGUUGUCUCUUAAUGUGGUUGUUUAUAAUUGUUUUUAGCUGAACUGGGAGUCAGGCUUUGUUUUUGUUCUUCUGUACGCCCUGUGAGGAAUGAAUUAAGAUUAUGCAAAAAUUCAUCAAUGAGUUCAAGUUCGCUCUUUGUUGAGUAUGUGCCUUUAACAUUUCUUUUAAAUUCAAGUUUACUAUUUUGUUUAUGUUUUACUUUUGUUUUUUUUAAAUAAAUCAACCUUAAUUGCCCUGUGAAUGUAUAAUAAUACCAAUAGAUGUCAUUUAACAUUUCAACGGGUGUUCUUUAUGGACUCAAGUUAAACAGUACAUUUAUUUUAA
Molecule: messenger RNA, 2052 nt
Organism: Chanos chanos (milkfish)
Lineage: Eukaryota; Metazoa; Chordata; Actinopteri; Gonorynchiformes; Chanidae
Gene: slc71a2b
Product: major facilitator superfamily domain containing 14Bb
Exons: 12
Coding region: 108-1574 (488 amino acids)
Biological process (GO): transmembrane transport
Cellular component (GO): membrane
Molecular function (GO): transmembrane transporter activity
Source: RefSeq, a predicted model, not a curated record